AUGGCAACGUGUUACGUGAAUCGCAAGACUUUUGAGAAAUCCCUCCUGCGUGUUCGGAAACAGGAGAAAGUGAAUGUUGAAAGCCUGGAUGCGCGGCCCAGGUUCACAUUUGAAGACUUCGAGGCGGAUGUGAGUGGAGACGAUUCCAAGUGCGAUUGGUCGCGAUGCGAGUUACCGGAGCCUUUGCAGUCGUGGAACGCAGAUGACAUCACGGCGGCGGCGCCGGAAUUCGGCGCCCUGCCCGGCGUCUCCUGGUCUUUGCAACGACGGCCGGUGACGUGUUUGAAGCGGCGCCGAAACCGGAAUAAAGCUCAGGGGCGGCUGUUCGUCGUGUACGAUUGCUACCCUGUUUUGCUGCUUCCCGUCGACACGGUCGUGGCGCCCAAGUGA
Notodromas monacha is the source of this 390-nucleotide messenger RNA. The record is from the annotation of a GenBank genome assembly. Lineage: Eukaryota; Metazoa; Arthropoda; Ostracoda; Podocopida; Cyprididae.